GUUUUUGGGUCACUUCGGUGUCCAAUCUUGUACCUUGCCUGUGCUCUCUCUCUCUCUCUCAUUCUCUCACUGAAAGCUUCGAGUGUUGUUUCGUUAGCUUCAAAAUCCGACAUUCCAUCAACUCUUUCCACUACAAAUUUUGUUCUUAGGGUUAAUUUUUUCUCGAUUUCUCGCUUUUUCUAUCGCCUCGAGCUGUGAUCUUUCUCCAAAAGCGUAAUAGAAUUUUCCCCGCUUCAUUUCGCCUCCCCUUUUCCUCUGUUUUUUGUUCAUAACUUGCUGUUACUUAUCAAUCGCUUGCUUGAAAUAUUAUCUGUUCUUGUUUGUUCAGAUUAAUUUCUUGAUUUUUGAUCCCCUAUUCGGUGCUUGCCUUUGCGUCAGGAGGAAAUUUACUCGAAGUAAAAGUAAGCUUUCGUUUGAAGGUUUUCUCUCUGUUUUUGUACAUAGAUUUUGCUGUUCAUUUGCGUAUUCUCAACUUUUCUUCUGAAAAUCUGGCUUUUCCUCCUGGAAAAUGAUGGGAUUUGGUUAGAUAAUGUAAGAAAUAUCCGGGUUUUGCUACAGAGUUGGGUAUUUUGUAAAUUUAUGGUACUUUUUCUUUGAGGACUUUCAUCGAACACCUUGCCUGCAAGUUCGAACUCUCAGCUUUUCUAGUUUUCUGCAUCUUCCAUUUGAAAAACAUGGGUUGUAUACACACAAAAUGUUGCUGUCGCUACCCAAAAUCAUUGGUUGGAGAAUCCCAAGACUUUCAUCAAGAAGAUAAGAACACAGUGAUCGAAAGAUCAUUGGAGUUCAUUCCUGUUGCUUCGCACAACUAUCACUUGGAAUACUUGGUGCUGUCUCGGCGUGGGUUCUACCCUGAAUCCCCUGAUAAAGAAAAUCAAGACAGUUUCUGCAUUAGAACAAGCAUUCAAGGUAACCCAAAUGCUCAUUUCUUUGGUGUUUUUGAUGGGCAUGGUCAAUUUGGAAUGCAGUGUUCAAAUUUUGUGAAGGAUAAGCUAAUAGAAAAGCUUUGUAAUGAUCCCAAAUUGUUGGAUAAUCCUGUACAAGCUUAUAAUUCAGCAUUUUUGUGUACAAAUGAUGAGCUGCAUACAAGUGAAAUUGAUGAUUCAAUGAGUGGAACAACUGCUAUUACAGUUCUUGUUGUUGGGGAUACCCUUUAUGUGGCCAAUGUGGGCGAUUCAAGAGCUGUAAUUGCAGUAAAGGAAGGGAACCGUGUCCUUGCCAAGGACUUGUCAAACGAUCAAACACCAUUUAGAAAGGAUGAGUAUGAGAGAGUUAGGCUUUGUGGGGCUAGAGUUCUUAGUGUUGAUCAAGUGGAAGGGCUUAUGGAUCCUGAUAUUCAGUGCUGGGGCGACGAAGAGAGCCAGGGCGGCGACCCGCCUCGACUCUGGGUUCAAAAUGGUUUGUAUCCUGGGACUGCAUUUACCAGGAGCAUAGGAGAUAGUACUGCAGAGAAGAUUGGUGUAAUUGCUGUUCCUGAGGUUUUAGUUCUUCAGCUUAAGGCUAAUCAUCUGUUCUUUGUGGUUGCUAGUGAUGGAGUUUUCGAGUUCCUUUCGAGUCAAACUGUUGUUGAUAUGGCAUCAAGUUAUGCAGAUCCUCAAGAUGCAUGCACUGCCAUUGCAGCCGAGUCCUAUAAACUAUGGAUGGAACAUGAAAAUCGAACUGAUGAUAUCACGAUCAUUAUUGUUCAUAUAAAAGGCUUGUCUAAUGUAUGAAAUUUACGAGAAUUAUUUCGGCCAUUUUUUGUUCUCGAAUAUGAUAAUGAUAUAGUUUUCGACGACCGAAUGCAGGAUUAUUUUGGAUAUGAAAAAAGAAGAAAAAGUCGCGACACAUUUUGA
This is a messenger RNA of Cucurbita moschata (crookneck pumpkin), 1835 nucleotides long. RefSeq names its product probable protein phosphatase 2C 35. The record is from RefSeq and is a predicted model, not a curated record. Gene Ontology annotation, biological process: protein dephosphorylation. The coding region runs from base 675 to 1712 and encodes 345 amino acids. Lineage: Eukaryota; Viridiplantae; Streptophyta; Magnoliopsida; Cucurbitales; Cucurbitaceae. The transcript has 2 exons. Gene Ontology annotation, molecular function: cation binding; protein serine/threonine phosphatase activity. Gene Ontology annotation, cellular component: cytosol; nucleus.